This is a messenger RNA of Mercenaria mercenaria, 3845 nucleotides long. Its product is annotated as monocarboxylate transporter 12-like. The record is from RefSeq and is a predicted model, not a curated record. NCBI's taxonomy places the organism in Eukaryota, Metazoa, Mollusca, Bivalvia, Venerida, Veneridae. Gene Ontology annotation, molecular function: monocarboxylic acid transmembrane transporter activity. Bases 2058 to 3416 code for a protein of 452 amino acids. The transcript is spliced from 6 exons. Gene Ontology annotation, biological process: transmembrane transport; monocarboxylic acid transport.
GGAUCCAUGCUGGUCGCAAAUGCACUAUGUUGGUUUUCUCAUGACGCGGCUCAUAUAUAGUCGCCGCAUUUGUUAUCAUAUAAUGUCUUUUGGGAUAAUUGUUACAUAUAAUGCAGUUCCGUUUGAGGGUAGGAAGCUACUUGCAAUGUCAUGAACUCUAAUGAAACAGGUUCUUCUGUAUUUUGCAUCAUGAGAAUACUUGUGAAUUUAUUUUAAUAUUACAUUAUACAGGGGUACUUGUCGAUAUCGGAGGAUAUUUUACUUCGCGGGUACGUUUUUUCUUCUUUAAACGAUUAAGUCACUUCUAAAGCUCUGCCUAAUACAACUACCGGCACUAUAUAGUGUGUCUAACAUUUGUUUGGAAAAAACAUUUAGUUAUUCAAUUCAAUUUCUGUUCUUGAUUUACGUAGGUCAUUCCUUGUUAAAUUUGUAAAAAAGAAGUUAACGGUACAGAACUGUUUUAACUAUAUUUGUUUUGUUACAGGUGUCUGCACGCUAUUUGCGGGGAUAUUCAGUGCAGCGGCUACAUGUUUUCCAACUGUGAGUGAGUUGGAAAAAGUAUAAACGAACCAGAAUCCAAGGAUAUAUUUGAGCUGUAACAUGCAUGCAUGAUACAUACAUACUUCAACGUCUGUUAGCGCAACGCUAACUACCCGCUAAAAAUGAACUUGAACAUUUAAAAAUGUAAAAGUGAAAUGACAAUAGUGAACGUUUGUUCAUCUGGCAAACACUGCAAAACAGUCUGAAACAGAAUGCUAUACACUUCUAGUACACGAGAGAGCGAUUCUUUUGCAAUGAAGGUCAACAAAGGAGGGUACAAAUUGUUAUUCAACUAUAUAUAGGUUUUAAUGGAUGGAAGGUUUUCGAAUGACCUAUUGUUAUCAUCGGCCCCAGAAUAUAUUAAAUAGAUUAAACGGAAAAUGCUGGUAGUUUGAUGACUCACAUGUUGUUGACUCAAAGACAACUUCUGAACGGAACUUUGAACAAAAAAGGCCAAACGAAUAUUACUUUCAGCCUAUUUGUGACUAAGCUGAACAUAAUGGUUUAUUUGUGCGUUACAAGUUUAGAAUGUUGAAUGAUGUGCCUCAUCCUUGAAGUUAUUGAGCUCAAAAAUAAAAUCAUUUGCAAAUCAUUUGCAUCAACAUAGAUCAAGUUACUGCUUACAUAACCUUUUUUUUAUAUAGAUAAAUCCACUUUUAGUGUGUUUCUGUUUUCAGCGUAUGUAUUCAUUAGUGAAAUACAGGCUGUAUUUCAGACAAAACAUGCGUUUACAUAUACAUGUAAUAAAUGAUUAUUUUAAGAUAAAGGCAGCACCUAUACCGUUUAUCUUUGCCCUUAUGUCAGCUGGCGUUGAUGCUUUUAUACGUUUGUAUUAAACUAAAAUAUGAGCCGUGCCAUGAGAAAACCAACAUAGUGGGUUUGCGACCAGCAUGGAUCCAGACCAGCCUGCGCAUCCGCGCAGUCUAGUCAGGAUCCAUGCUGUUCGCUAACAGUUUCUCUAAUUACUAUAGGCUUUGAAAGCGAACAGCAUGGAUCCUGACCAGACUGCGCGGAUCCAUGCUGGUCGCAAACCCACUGUGUUUGUUUUCUCAUGGCGCGGCUCAUACUACUUUGUUAAAGAAUGUAGAAAAAAAUGAGAAAUUUCUUAGACACUUGAUAUUGCAGAUAGUGUUUGCAAGAAUAAAAGCAUUUUAUUUUACAUGGUAAAUGUGAUCAAAGGUAAACCGAUAGGUCACAAAUCUUAUUAUGAAUGUUAACAUUCUUUUGAUAAAUGUUUGAUUAUCAAUAAAUGAAAAGAAAACCCAGAUUUUUGUGGCAUUUUACACUGUUCUUUCGUUAUUUUUUUUUAAUAAAAUAAUUUUGUUGUUGGUAUACGCGAGGUUGUAUACGGUUACGCAUAAUUAAUUUUGCUGUAACACGUAACCGAGCGCUUUAUAUGAUCUUUUGUAUGUUUUGUAACUAAUAUCGGACAAAAAUCGCAUAUGCAGAUUUUGCCACACAAAUUAAUUCGGAUAUUAUAAAGGUGCAAAGAGAAACGAUACGAGGCGGAACAGAAAAUGAUAGAAAUUGAUAAAACUAUGGAAAAGUCAAACUCAACAAGUGAAUCGUUACUGAAUAAAGAACACAUACAUAAAGAAGACAUAUGUAAGCGUCAAUUUGCUGACGUAGAUAAAGGUUGGGCUUGGGUUGUGCUAGCCGGAAGUUUCGGAACAUUUUGCUUGAUGGGAGGUACGCAGUUUGCUUCUGGAAUAGUUCACAUGAUUCUUCUAGAAAAGUACCAGACCAGCGUGUCACUAACAUCCGUCGCAGGAGCUGUUCACACGUCAUUAAUAAGUAUUGGAGCACCAUUAUCAUCGUUUGUAUUAGAGCGGAACAGUUGUCGGGUUGCCAUAGUAACAUGUGGGUGUUUAUUCUUUCUUGGCUAUUUGGGUACAGCGUUUGCACCAAAUAUUGAGUGUGUGAUAUUUACGUAUGGAGUUGUCGCUGGUGUUGGAGGAGCUCUUGGCUUUACAGCAAGCAUGGUAGUUGUUGGUUACAACUUCCAGAGAAGGCGAAACAUUGCCAUGGGUAUUGCAGUAGCUGGUGUCGGUUUCGGAAUUACCUUCCUAGCACCAUUGAUACAGUUUAUCUACAAGGAGUAUGGGUCAUUCGGAUUCUUUUUGCUAAUAUCGGCAAUAUACGCUCAAAGUAUCGUUUUUGGAAUGCUAGCCAUCCCCAGCAAAUUAGAAUUAUAUACAAAAGCUCGACGAACUGAACAAGCUGUUGCAGAAAAUAACAAGAAUGGUUUUAGUAGUCGCUGUCCCAAGUUAAAGGACAGCUUAUCUAUUUUGACAAAUAAAGAGUUGCUUUUACUAUGUUUUGGAUUAUUUAACUUUGGUCUUGGAACUUAUCUUAUAUAUCUGCAUUUGCCAAGAUAUAUAGUAGAGAAGGGUUUUACACCAGAAGUAGCCGCAAAUCUAGUUUCGUUGUCGGGAAUACUAACCGUGAUAGGAAGGAUUCUCACCGGCUCUAUAGCAACCGUAAAAUUUAUAAGAGAUGAUAUUUUAUACUGUUUACCUAUGUUUAUUUUGGGUAUCAUGACAAUUAUAUAUCCAUACAUAUCAAGUACAUUUGUUGGAAAUUUAAUUUUCGCUAUAUUUCUUGGUUCGUUUUAUGGAAAUGUGUAUGUGCUUACAACAAGCGUAUCAGUGAAACAUGUUGGAAUUGUAAACCUUGCUAAAGCCAUUGGAAUACAAUAUUUCUUCGCUGGUUUAGGCAUAUUAUUGGGACCAAUUUUGGCGGGGGUUAUUGUAGACAAUGGAGGAACAUAUGAGGACUCUUUCUACACUGCAGGAGGAUUUCUUUUAUUAGCCGGAAUUCUCAGUGGCACUGCUUCAUUUGUAUCUAAAUCAAAACCUUUGGAAACUGAAACAUAACAGUACAGAUGUUGAAGAAAAAGAUGAAAUGAGCCGUGCCAUGGGAAAACCAACAUAGUGGCUUUGCGACCAGCAUGGAUCAAGACCAGCCUGUGCAUCCGCGCAGUCUGGUCAGGAUCCAUGCUGUUCGCUUUCAAAGACUAUUAUUAUUAGAGAAACCAUUAGCGAACAGCAUGGAUCCUGACCAGACUGCGCGGAUGCAUGCUGGAUCCAUGCUGGUCGCAAACCCACUAUGUUGGUUUUCUCAUGGCACGGCUCAAAUGCUUUCUUCGGUGGAGACGUUCAUGCUGUCAGGACCUGGAAAUAGAUCUUCAUAAAGAAUACUUGGAAGAUAUUUUUGAGUCACAAAAUCAGAUGUUUGACUUUAUAAGCAUGUCAUUGACACACCAUUUGAAUAUUUGAAAAUGAAUUGAAAUGGAUGUGAUUGAA